GCUCAAAAACACUCUCUUUCUCUCACACAGUGGCUGACACGGGGCCAAAGACGUACGGUCCACACAAACACACAGACGAACACGCACACAGACACAAGCACACACACCCCUACACACAGAGACUAGCCUCACCAGGGAAGAAUAGUGAAGGAACAGAAGAAAGUCGAAGGAAGGAAGGAAGGGAGGUAGAAAAGUGAUUCAGAGCCGUCCAUUCUGAGGUUGUCUGUAGAAGAGAAGACAAAAGGAGACAUCAGGGAAAGACACAAGACCAGAGGAAGACUCAUCACUCAGGUUCUCCAGUGUAAAGGAGGAACCCUGCGGAACCCUGCUGUGAACGGUUCCAUCUCUGGACGCCUCGAAGCUACAUGAGUGGCGUCCACGUGACCUGGCCUCCGCCUCUCAGUGUGAGAGUGACUGUGUGUGUGUGUAUUCUCUCUCCCCAUCAUGCUGUGGACAGUGUUGCUAGCUCUGCUGGUUCUGCUCCUUCUGCAAACCCAGCUGUGCAUCUGCCUACGGGAGCUCCGCAUAGCCAGCUCUUCCUCCUCCUCCUCCUCCUCCUCCACCUCUUCCUCCCCUCCCCUCCGCAACGCCACCCAGCAGCGCCUGCCUGGCGCCAUCAUCAUCGGCGUGAGGAAGGGGGGUACCAGGGCCCUGCUGGAGAUGCUCAACCUGCACCCGGACGUGGAAGUGGCCAAGGCCGAGGUCCACUACUUCAACGUGGAGGAGCACUACCGCCGGGGCCUGGCCUGGUACCGGGCCCAGAUGCCCUUCACCCUCCCCAGGCAGCUGACUGUGGAGAAGACCCCUGGGUACUUCUCCUCCCCCGAGGUGCCGGCACGCGUCUGGGACAUGAACCCGGCAGUCCGCCUCCUCCUCAUUGUCCGCGACCCGGCUGAGCGCCUGGUUUCCGACUACACCCAGGUCCUCCACAACCGCCUGGCCCGCAACAAGCCCUACCAGACCCUGGAGGAGCUGCUCCUGGGGCCCGAGGGACGCAUCGACCCUGCCUACAAGGCCCUGCAGCGCAGCCUGUACCACCAGCACCUGGCCCGCUGGCUGGAGGUCUUCCCCAGAAAGCAGGUCCACGUGGUGGACGGGGAGGCCUUGGUUCAGGACCCCUUCCCGGAGCUGCAGCGGGCCGAGAGGUUCCUGGAGCUCCCGCCGCGCAUCUCACCCUCCAACUUCUACUUCAACACCACCAAGGGCUUCUACUGCCUGGUGGCGGCCGGCGGCCAUGACAAGUGCCUGGACGAGUCCAAGGGGCGCCCACACGCUCCGCUCAGCGCCCAGGCCUUCAAGAAGCUGUGUCGCUACUUCAGGGAGGCCAACAGGAUGUUCUUCGACAUGGUGGGCCGCACCUUCUCCUGGUGCUGACCAGCUCAGCUGGGGGGAGGGGGUCCCGAGGGAUCAUGUGACUUUCAGCCUAUCGGUGAAGAGGAUUUUUUCCCACCGGCAGCUGGGUUGAUGGAGGGAUCUGUCAGGUCACCUGGUUGGGAUGCCUGGUGUGCUUGGGUCAAGCGACCAGACCGAGAGCUGAGAGAGACCAGCAAGUCUUAUUCCAGUGCUGCACUACCCUCUACUGGCAGGGCCUAUGUAUGAACACAUGGCAGACUCGAUGAUGUCUUACAGGGCAAAAUGUUGUUUUUAAGGCCAUAGUAACAGUGCCAUUUGUUUGUGACAAUUAAACCAUCGGGAUAAUGAAAGAAGAAUGAGGAGAUCUUGUGAGCAGGACAACACGGGGCGACACACAGACGUGAUGAAAUGUGUGAUUAAAAUAGCAGAUAGCUAAAUGUGGGAUCUGAGAGGUGCUUAUUGUUGCACUAUGAACUGGUCAAGACUUUGCAGAUUCACUGUACCAGCUAGUCAGCUAAAACGUGAAGAUGCUCAGACUGUAUAAAGAAUGACUGUGAAAAGAAAUGUGCUUGUUGAAGUAGUUAUGUUUGAAUGUUUACCCAUUUAGAUUUUUAUGCUGGACUACCCUUUUAAAGGUUUAAUAGAAAUCUCUAUUUCUGGUCUCUUGAAUUUAGCUACUUCAAGGAGUUUUAGUUGCAAAGUAUUGUAAGCUUCAUUUUUUAAACACUUCUUCAAUAAAC
This is a messenger RNA of Hypomesus transpacificus, 2093 nucleotides long. RefSeq names its product heparan sulfate (glucosamine) 3-O-sulfotransferase 1-like 2 (gene hs3st1l2). The coding region runs from base 445 to 1374 and encodes 309 amino acids. The record is from RefSeq and is a predicted model, not a curated record. Gene Ontology annotation, molecular function: [heparan sulfate]-glucosamine 3-sulfotransferase activity. The transcript has 3 exons. NCBI's taxonomy places the organism in Eukaryota, Metazoa, Chordata, Actinopteri, Osmeriformes, Osmeridae.